This is a messenger RNA of Apaloderma vittatum (bar-tailed trogon), 1776 nucleotides long. It is a transcript of the gene CTPS1, whose product is annotated as CTP synthase 1. The transcript has 17 exons. NCBI's taxonomy places the organism in Eukaryota, Metazoa, Chordata, Aves, Trogoniformes, Trogonidae. The coding region runs from base 1 to 1776 and encodes 591 amino acids. The record is from RefSeq and is a predicted model, not a curated record. Gene Ontology annotation, cellular component: cytoophidium; cytoplasm. Gene Ontology annotation, biological process: pyrimidine nucleobase biosynthetic process; CTP biosynthetic process. Gene Ontology annotation, molecular function: identical protein binding; CTP synthase activity.
AUGAAGUACAUCCUGGUCACGGGCGGCGUGAUCUCGGGCAUCGGCAAAGGGAUCAUCGCCAGCAGCAUCGGCACCAUCCUCAAGUCCUGCGGGCUGCACGUCACCUCCAUCAAGAUCGACCCCUACAUCAACAUCGAUGCUGGCACCUUCUCGCCCUACGAGCACGGGGAGGUGUUUGUGCUGGAUGACGGAGGGGAGGUGGACCUGGACCUCGGUAACUACGAGCGAUUCCUCGACAUCCGACUCACCAAAGACAACAACUUGACCACGGGCAAGAUCUACCAGUAUGUCAUCAACAAGGAGAGGAAGGGAGACUAUCUUGGCAAAACUGUCCAAGUUGUUCCACACAUCACGGAUGCUAUACAAGAAUGGGUAAUGAGGCAGGCACGAAUUCCUGUUGAUGAAGAUGGCAUUGAACCCCAAGUUUGUGUGAUUGAGCUUGGUGGGACGGUAGGCGAUAUCGAAAGCAUGCCUUUCAUCGAAGCUUUCCGCCAGUUCCAGUUCAAAGCCAAAAGAGAGAAUUUUUGUAACAUUCAUGUCAGCCUCGUUCCCCAGCCGAGCUCUACAGGUGAGCAGAAGACUAAACCCACCCAAAACAGUGUUCGUGAGCUCAGAGGUCUCGGGCUCUCCCCAGAUCUGAUUGUUUGCAGGUGCUCCACUCCACUGGAUACCUCAGUAAAAGAAAAGAUUUCCAUGUUCUGUCAUGUCGAACCAGAACAGGUCAUCUGUGUUCAUGAUGUCUCUUCUAUCUACCGGGUUCCUCUGUUGUUAGAGGAGCAGGGGGUUGUUGACUACUUCCGACACAGGCUUGACCUCCCCAUCGAGAGGCAGCCCAGGAGGAUGCUCCUGAAGUGGAAGGAGAUGGCUGACAGAUAUGACCGUCUCCUUGAAACGUGUUCCAUUGCGCUCGUUGGCAAAUACACCAAGUUUUCUGAUUCCUAUGCAUCUGUCAUUAAAGCACUGGAGCACUCUGCACUGGCUAUCAACCACAAACUGGACAUUAAGUAUAUUGACUCUGCAGACCUGGAGCCAGAAACUCUGCAGGAAGAGCCUGUCCGAUACCAUGAAGCGUGGCAGAAACUCUGUGGUGCUGACGGCGUUCUGGUUCCUGGUGGAUUUGGUGUUCGAGGGACAGAAGGCAAAAUUCAAGCCAUUUCCUGGGCAAGAAAACAGAAAAAACCCUUCUUAGGGGUCUGCCUGGGGAUGCAGUUGGCAGUUGUGGAGUUUGCUCGCAGCGUUCUCGGCUGGCAAGAUGCGAACUCGACAGAAUUUGACCCCAAAACUGCUCAUCCAGUGGUCAUCGACAUGCCGGAGCAUAACCCGGGGCAAAUGGGUGGAACCAUGAGGCUUGGCAAGAGAAGGACUCUGUUCCAGACGAAGAAUUCCAUCAUGAGGAAGCUGUACGGAGACCACGAUUUCUUGGAAGAGAGACAUAGGCACAGAUUCGAGGUCAAUCCAGAAUUGAAAAAGUGUUUUGAAGAGCAAGGCUUGAAGUUUGUGGGCCAGGAUGAGGAGGGAGAGCGAAUGGAAGUGAUUGAGUUGGAAGAGCAUCCUUUCUUCGUUGGGGUUCAGUAUCACCCCGAGUUCCUCUCCAGACCGAUCAAGCCAUCUCCCCCGUACUUCGGCCUCCUCUUGGCGUCUGCGGGACGACUCACGCAUUUCCUGCAGAAGGGCUGCAGGCUCUCCCCCAGGGACACCUACAGCGACAGAAGCGGCAGCAGCUCGCCUGACCUGGAGAUAACGGAGCUGAAGUUCCCGUCAAUAAAUCAUGACUGA